Messenger RNA from Vitrella brassicaformis, 1862 nucleotides. The record is from the annotation of a GenBank genome assembly. Lineage: Eukaryota; Vitrellaceae.
GAUUCAUCGCAUCUCUUUCAGAGUGACAACACCACCCAUCCACAGCAGCAGCAGCAGCAGCAUCAGCCAUGUCUGAGAAUCUGAUUGACGGCAAGAAGACGGCGCAGGACAUCCGCAAUGAGGUCAAGGCGGAGGUUGAGAAAAUGGUGGCGGAGCACAACCAGCACCCCAAGCUGUCCGUCAUCCUCGUGGGCGGCAGGAGGGACAGCAGCACCUACGUCGGUCAGUAAGAUAGGGAUGGACGACCACAGAUCGACGAGGAAGUCCGGAGGGGAAAUCCACCGAUGUGUAUGUGUGUGUGUUUUGGUUAGGGAUGAAGGAGAGGGCGUGCAAGGAGUGCGGCAUUGAGAGUGAGGUGAUUCGCAUGCCCGACACGGUCAGCCAGGCGGAGGUCAUGGACAAGGUGCGCGAGCUCAAUGCUGACCCAAACGUCGACGGCAUCCUCGUACAGGUAAGGAAGGUGGGACCACCACGACAGACAGACAAUCAGGCAGACAGUCAGGCAGACAGUCAGAUGGACGUCAUUCAUUCAUUCAUUCAUUCAUUUCUUGUGUGCGUGCAUUGUGUGAAUCGAUCAGUUGCCGCUGCCCUCCCACAUGGUGGAGCGUGAAGUGCUCGAGCUCAUCGGUAGGAAGGCCAGGCGACACGACACACGCGAUGGAAGAGCUAGACAAUGAGUGAGUGGAUGUGUGUCGGCCAGAUUGGUUCAAGGACGUGGAUGGCCUCCACCCACUCAACGUCGGCAACCUGGGUACGUAAGUGUGGUGUGCACAAGUCAAGUGACCGACACACAAUUGAAUGCACAGAUUCGUAUUGCACAUGCCCUUAUCUGUCUGUCUGUCUGUGUGGUGUGUCAGCUCUUCGCGACCACACGCCGAUGUUCAAGCCGUGCACAGCUGAGGGCUGCAUCGAGCUGCUGCGGCGCUACAACGUCAAGAUGUCGGGCGCCGACGCUGUCGUGGUCGGCCGCAGCAACAUUGUCGGCAUGCCCAUAUCACUCCUCCUGCAGGUGAGAGGGUGAGGGGGGAUGAAAGGGGUGGGUGGGCACAUCCAUCGAUUGACUCAUCCAUUCAUCCACUCAUUUAAUGUGUGUGGUGGGUGGUGGGUGGGUGGUUCAGCAAGAGAAUGCGACAGUGACGAUGUGCCACUCGCGGACUAAAGACCUCCCUGGACAGUGCAGAAAAGCAGGUCGGGUCGGUGGGCUCAAUGGAACCACACAUCACACUUCACACAUCACACGCAUGGCUCUUCCUGCUGCUGGUCGGCUGUGCUGCAUGCACUGCAGACAUCAUAGUGGCUGCGAUCGGCAAGGCCAAUUUCAUCAAGGGCGACUGGGUCAAGGACGGUGCGGUCAUCAUUGAUGUCGGCAUCAACGGCGUCGACGACCCCACCUCAGCCAAGGGAUACAGACUCGUCGGAGGUACCUACACACCGGUGACACAAACAACGCCUGGCCUGUUCAUCCACCCAUGGGUGGCUCUCGCCUCGUGUGGUCUGUCUGUCUGUCUGUUUGUGAAGAUGUUGAUUUCGAGGAGUGCAAAGGCAAGGCCAAACUCAUCACGCCUGUGCCAGGUGGGUGGGUGGGUCAGACAGCCAUCCACCGCUCACAUGUGUAUAUGGCCAGCCACACGGGUGUGUGUGUGUGUGCGUGUGUGUGUCAAUAAUAAUGAUCAGGGGGUGUGGGUCCGAUGACGGUGGCCCUGUUGAUGAAGAAUACGGCCAGCUCCAGGCUGUACAAGCUCUCAGCCCCUCAGACCAACGGCACCAAGUAGCGCCCCGAUGUGUUUGCCUAACUGCCUGACUCUCUUGGUGUGUCCGUCUGUCUGCAUAGCUGUCUAUGUGUGUGCCGGGCACGGUGGUGG